Molecule: messenger RNA, 13922 nt
Organism: Spirometra erinaceieuropaei
Lineage: Eukaryota; Metazoa; Platyhelminthes; Cestoda; Diphyllobothriidea; Diphyllobothriidae
Source: the annotation of a GenBank genome assembly
AUGGUGGGUCCAAGCGAAGAAGACCAGUCGGGCGGAACGGCUCUUGUGCUUACCUUAGAGCAAGGAUCAGCUGGCCUUAUUAAACUGCUACAAAAACUUCAGGUGAGAUGUUCCAUUUUGUAACAAUUACACCAGUACGUAGACUAGGUUUUGUCAUCUUGUUAAUAGGGUUAGAAGCGAAAGUGACUCGCUGGAGAGACACUGCUGGAGUUGCGGAUCUUUACAACACUUUUAGCCCACUGGCCUGGCGUAAAAUCUGGGUCAUAGAUGUCGGUGGGUUUAUGCAUGCCGGUGAAUUUUCCAAUUGCAGUGUUGUCAGUUUGUAUCUCUGCUGGUCGAAGACGGUGAUGGGUGAGCCCGAAAGCAGUGACUGUCUCAGCACCCGUUAUUUUUGUACGUUCGAAUUACCACAAAAAAUGAUCAGAAAACUACUUUCUCUGUUAAUGGCGCUGUUACUUCCUUAGCAUUCUGCUCUUCGCUCGACAUGCAAUUGUUUGCAAGAGCAUCUACAGAUCUGAGAAGGCAUCACAGGAACAAAUGAGAGGCACAAGUUAGUAUUUGCGGAGAAACAACAUUUAACAGUCUGGUCGGAUCGCAGAACGAAGUAUGGAUCGUCUACUUUGCCUUAAAGUCACUGAAGGAUGAAUUUGGAUAUUACUAACUACAGUCAGCAAAUUUUGGCUUCUAACUCAAGAGGCAGGAUAAAAACCGCAAUAAAGAGAUUCAUGCUGGCUCAACUCUCAAGUCUUUUCCGUCGCCGGUGGAGCUAUAGCAGACUGACGGCAGAAAGUUAACAUAAAAAUAUCCUGCAAAUUUCCUUUGUUUCUGCAAAAAGACUUUGGCGUAACAGAAUUCACCAAACAAAACAAUUCUUGUUUUGUGCAAAAAAGGCAGAUUCAGACAUUUAGUCCACAACGAUGCCCAACUGCACUUUAAUGUCAACCUCCUAUUUUGCGAAAACGCGGACCAGUGGAUUAGAGUUGCAUUAUAUAUGUAUCUACCGUACACCUCAAUACUCCCCCCUCUCCGCCUAGUGUUCUAAUGACGAUCGGGGUUGUCUAACAGCACCUAUGAUAAGCUAAAAGCAGUUGUUUUAGGCGGGCGUCCGUCAAUCGGCAUGAUCAGACGUUAUGGAUGUCUUAUACGGCCUCUUCCGACAGGACACGGGAAUAGGAGCGUCACGUAAUACGGGUGACUUUGCGCUAAGUUUUAGCGAAUGUAUUGUAAGUGGUAAGCUUUAUUUUAGGGCUACGUCUAAGGUUACGUUUAAGACUUAGGCUAGGGCUAAGGCAAGAGUUGGAAUUGAGGUGGAUUCAGGUCAUGGGAAUAGGUACCUUUUCUGGAAUUUAGCCUAAGGCCACCUGUAUUACGGGAAGGGCGCUCUCCUACUCCCCCAUCCUGUCGGAGGGUCAUAUAAGAAAUCUCUCCCUCCCCCCACCCGAUCAGGCUGUAUGACUGGACCGGUAUAUGCAGUUCUGGGUUGUUUAUUUUGACGUAAGAAUGAAGUAAUACAAGUGUAAACGUGGGUUUAAUUUGUAAAUUUCAUCUUUCGAAUGCUUCCCGUGAUUCUUUCUGUCGAGACAACUUCGUACCUGUUUAAACGUAGUGGAUAUUGAACAAAAACACCAAAUUAAACAGGUCACUGCCGCUCGCAGAGCGCCUGAGAAAAUCAAAUUCAACGAAGUAACUCAGUUGAAUAUAAUACAUGUAGGUCCGAUAAACCAUGCUCCUGCAUCAUUUGAUAUCUCCUCUAACCGAGACUUUAGUUGCGUUAUCAAGUUUUAAAAUCCUUUGCUUGGCUUACUGCAGGAUUUGAAUAUCGAUGUGAGUCAUUUAGAAACUCGACUGAGUAAGGAGCGGGCAGCCGCCGGAUCUGCAGGCAAACUGUCUCUGGACGUUUUGGUACACACGGAAUCAAAACUUGAGUCAGCCGAAUCUCUCCUGCACGAGUUGGAGAAUUCCUGCAGAUGCAAGCUCAUUCCAGUUCGUAGUCUCAAAGGUGAAUUAUUUUUUAACUCGUCCAACUAGACGACAAUACUAACUAAGCUGGCUUUAAAUCCCUACGAUCAUCAACCAAUUGGGCGUUCUUUUUCUUCUGAAAAAUCUUCUAAAUGCAGGUACAGAAGUCUUGAUUAGUUCACAGUUUUCAUUUUUCCCCGUGAAAUCGCCCAUGCCUUCUGUACGUUGAUUUAUUAAGACAAAGUCAAGGGAUCAAAUAGCUUAGUAAAAAAAACUCAAGUAAAUUUCGGGUGAUAAUGACGCUUCCUAGAAACUAAAACAGUCCAGGCCCAAUACGCCUCUUAGGUGGUAGGACUUCCUCACCAUACUGGCAUUAUCACAAGCCUGCAUAAUUGGUUUUUAUUCACCCAUAAUUCAGUUGGUUCGAUUUUCUAUCUCAAAUAGUGUUUUCUCACUGUUUUUAUGUUACGCGGAUAAUAAAUGAACUAACAAUAUCCCUUACACCCCCCAGAGGUUGAAGUGGUUCCGUGGUUCCCGCAAAGAAUUGACGAACUGGACAUUAUUUCAAACCAUGUGCUGAUGUAUGGCGCAGAACUCGACGCGGAUCACCCAGUAAGCCUCAUUGGUUAAGUUGUUUUAUUCGGCUAGUAAUAAGGCGACUCGAUCGUUGGAACAAGAAUUGUAUUCAUCUGAUGUUUCGAAUUCACACUCGAACCCAACGUCAAAGACAAAAUAUAAAGGUGUCGGAAACACAAGGGGUGUAGCUGCCGUAUUACCUGAUACAUAUGAAAAUUAGCAGCUUCCGGUCAUUUCAGACGCUCGCACGCUGUAUGAUAACGGAGUGGCUGCCCACAUGCGAGCUUAUAAUGAUUACGAUUUCAUCAUUGGUUUUUAUUAUCGGCGUGUAAAUUGUUAGGUCAUCUGGUUCACCAGUACUGGCACUGCAGACAGGAAGGAAUAUAAACAAAAAUAAGGGGGAAUGAUAGAGCUAUUUCCGGCUUAUUGGCCGUCGUCAGUCAGCCUUACUCAACCUCUCUCACUGAAGUAUGGGCUCGUUGUCCUGUCGAUUGCGAUCAGAAAUGUCAACUACGGUGAAAAGGCGUUUACCGAUCAGGUUACGGGACAUACUCGUCCCACUGAGCCGUGGAGUUCAGUCUAGAAUCCUUUCAGGCAAUCACAUAGCAACCAGGAAUAUGUACGGAAAUAAACCUCGGGUCCUGCAAGCUUGAGAUUGGGUAAGGCUGACUUGCGACAAAUAAUAAGCCAUAAAUGGCUCUUCUAGUCUCCCUUGCGCUUGUCAGUAUUCUUUUUCGCAUAUAUCUCCGGUCACUACGACUGUCUGUGAGGUCUCCAGAUGGAGUCCCAAGAUAAAAUGGAAGGCGCACUCCCCCUAACCCGAACGAUGGACGACCCUUCACCAUUGCGAAGGGAUUUACUCGCACGCUCAGCGGGUGUUUUAUUACCCUCCGCAGACAAACUGAGAGCUGGAGGGGAGGGUGAGAUCAGUAUAUUUUGUCGAUGAGCGGCGCACUGGAGGGCCGCAAAUGAAGCAACGUAUCCAUAUUAGCAGAAAAAGUAGCAGUUGUUACGUUGUUGAUUACUGCAAACAAAACUGAACACAACAUAGAAGGAAGUCAGCACUUCCACGUGUUUUUAAUCGAUUUCCUGCGGUCUUGUGGAGCAAGUGUUGGAAAGUUCGAGCCACCUGUGGCCUGUUGCGCAGCAAAAUGAGUCCUGCUGUCGCAACACAGGAAAACUGUCUGCCAACGAUAGGGUGUAGGACCCCCGAACAAUUUAAAUAAGUCUGUGUCAUAAGUUGAAUGGUGGAAGAGGGGUUUUACGAGUGGGGCUACACACAGGAGGGUGAAGAAGAAGAAGAAGAAGAAGAAGAAGAAGAAGAAAAUAGAUAAAUUUCUGCCGAAAGUCUUGUUGUACGCUGUCACUUGGCAAAGACAGUGAGCGCGAUAAUUAAAAAAAUAAACAAAAAGCAAUUUUAAAAAACAACGGGCUUCAAAUAAAGCGCUGCUAGUAAGUUGACAUUUAGUCAGGAAGGGAAGGAAAUUUCAAGCAAUGGGAACGGCGGAUAACAAGUGGUGUUUACAGUCAUACUGAAUUUUAGGGAAUAUUGGUGCAGUUGCCAUCCACGUGUGGGUCCUACACCCUAUCGUUACCCAUUUUCUUGUAAAAAGACUAGUCCUCUUAGGAACUGAACUAUGAGCUUCGAGGUCGGGGAAGACAAAUUUGACACAGAUAAACUACUGAAGUUAAAGGCGUUUAGCAAAAAGCCCUCAAAAACGUUUUCUUAAUCUCAGCAUUCCUAUUUGAAUCAUCUUGUUUUCAUUUCUUUCAGUUAUUUUCAACAAAACUUUAAAGGAAGAAAGCUGACCUAUUAACUAAGUCUACACACCUUUUUUGCUAUUUAGCCUACUGUUUUUAGUCAGAAGUUUAAAUUAGUCUUAAACAGACUCUUAAAUAAAGUCCCAUUGGGCGCUCUCAGUUGAAACGGACUCUGGAUAGUCGAAAGUGUACUCAAGGUCCAUAUAUCCUUUUCCUUCUUAAAUGCCCUGGUGGUAAAAUUUUCACACUUUUCGGGCAUAUUCAGGUUGGAAUCCGAACCUUAGCCGCUGUCGACAGACUUUUCUUUAUAAUAAACGGGCCAAAUUAAAACUGUCGCACGCCUAGUCCUUCGCGGUAGGAUCUGUGAGAAAAGGUUUCUGACCGGUUAAAUAAGAAUUCAGCGGAAUGCAACAAACAGUUUACGUGCUGGGUGGAGUGUUAUGAGAAUGUAACUAUUUUCGAAAAAAAUUUCUUGGCCCAUUAUUCAGGGCGAAAGUGGACUCAGAUGCGAGUGUUGUUGCAUCUGGUGUGCAGGAAACGGUAAGUGGGUGAGUGAACUGCCCGUGAAAUGUUUGAGUCAGGCACGCGAGCGGAGUAACGGCAGACGGCGAAACGAUGCAAGAGUUACUGGGGCUUAGUCCACACAUAUUCUGGUUUUGCAGAAGCCACAUCAGGGGCCUUAACAUUGGUUUCCACGCUGAAAAUCUAGGUGCCAGAGGGUUAGGGAAACCGAUUCGGCCGUAUAUCUUCACGUCAAAUUCAGUGAACUUUCGUAGCGUAGGCUUAUAAGUUCGUGAGAUAUGGGCAACUGCGGUGGUAUGAUCGGCUUGCCGAGCUAAAAUAACUGCGUACAUUUGAACGAUAAAUGUCCAUCCGGAGUAAUUGAGUCUCGGAAAUAUUCCGAUGUUCGGAUGGGUGUUGAGAGGCUGGUCAGCAAUUUACUGUUCCUUGGCGCAGUGUCGACGGAGUUUUUGUUGCUGCCCGUGGUGGUAGUUGUGAUGGUGUUGUGGAGGGUGCAAAAGUAUUUCGCAAGACCAAUUCGACCCUUUAAGGGGCAUUGACAGUGAGAAAACAUGGCAGCAAGUUGUUUACUGACGACCUUAAUCUUCGAUCUUAAGGUGACUUGUUCUUGUCUGUCCUCGUUUGGCUUCUGUAUACGGUUUGCUUCGGAGAUUACUGAAUUACUGUAUGCAACGGUUCAUCAUGCCUGUCAAGCUUGUGUAAUGGUCGUCCAGGACUCUUGGCCAAUUCUGUAUCACUCUAGCUCGCCUUGUCGUGGGUUUGUUUGUCCUCUUUUCAGCCUCUUUAUUGAAAUCAUCGUGAAACAGAUGUUUUGGUAGACAUCGGUCUCGCACAAGUGUAACGUAGUCACUUAAUCGAACCUUCAAUAUAGAAGAAAUGCCGAAUAUUUCUAGCGAAUAGGUGGCCGUUGUGUCCAAGGUCCCUCUCAGCCAGUUUAGUUUUAAUACCCCCCCGACAAGCAUCUUAGAUGAGAAUGGUUCAAGUCCGAAUUUGGCUUUCAUAGUUUGCUCAGGUUUCCGCAAUGCAGAGAAGCAUUACCAGGACAUCGGUGAUGCCUAUUCCUGUCUUGAUGUUAAAAGGCAGGCAGCGAUGACUUGAUAGAAAGAAUUUAAACCUGACGGAGGCUGGAAUGAAUUUCGAGACAUUAUAUCUUUGGAUAUUUGCUCCUCAGGGAGGAGAGGUGAGUCACAACUACGAGAUGAUCUUUUCCAACAUUCAAUACAGAUUUCGUGUAUUUCGCGGAUGCUGCCGGCUGAGGCCUGACAACCGUGUUCUCUUUGUUUGAAUUUACUCAACAGCCCGAUACGAAAAGGCCUGGACUCCGGCGCAGGUCUCCUUUAGUUGGGAUGUCCAGUGCUCAGUCGUCGACUAAGAGAUGAUCGUUUAUCCUGCUCCUCGCGAUUUCCAUGAGAGAUUGUAUGCGGUGGGUUUGGGACAAUUUUCAUCCAGCUCCGUGUCCGUUCCCAGACCUUCCUCGCGGUUGGCAUAAGGCAGUAAUGCGGAAAACAUGAGAUUGAAUUUUGGAUGAGUAAGCAGCAUUUUUUCAUCCCAUUUGUCACUACGGAGAUUUCCAACGAUCACCCGUCGUCGCCCAAUCAUGUCAUAAUGCAGCGGAUUGGGCGCCAGGACAAGCCUUUUGGAUAACAAGAAUUUCAUCAUCUUCUUCAAGGGGCUGUUUUGGUUUGCGAUAUCGAACUCCUCGGCUAGAGAGACAAUCACUUUGAAAACUUUAAUCCUCAUUGCCGAACGUUUUCUUGUAAUUGUCACACAUCUAAGACCGUAUCCGCGUCUCGCAAUGUUCCCAGAAUUCAUAGUGUGUAUUUGGAAUUAUACCUAAUUUAAGCUUGGACGAGUUUAUACAACAAAACGAAUACUUCGUCAACAAUACUGAGGAAGGGGAUAACACGGUGAUUUUCAUAAAUUUAUUAACCUCAUUUUCUGGCUUUCAGAGGUGCACGUCAGUGACGCUCACUAAGUCUUGCGGGGUUUGUCCUAGAAUAUCAAAGUCGGGUUGUGAACAACUUUACGACCUCCGUCCUUUCAGACCUCAACCAAAGUUGAGCCGACACCCGGACACUUCGCACUAGGCUUCUGUUGCACUGCUGUACUCGUCUCCGGCAAGAAGGGAUAGACAAUCAGAGUUGGCGUUGCUCUCCACUUGGAGGAGUCUAUUUACAACCGCUUCACGGACUGUGGAUUUAUGGUCGGGGAAAGUCUAGCGCUAUUGAAUUUGUUAGUUCGCUGGCAGCAAAUCUGUCCCAUUGAGAGGGAGCAGCAGCGUGGUUGCGGCGGGCUUGGAUUGUAUACUGCUUUGGCCGCCGCAAUACAGCCCUCCACUUCGACACACUCUAUCCACAACUUUCCUCCGCCACGUAAUCCAAUCAAUCCCCAAUCAGUUCUGCGUGACCGAUCUCAUGAAAUGUUAGCCAAAAUUCUGAAAUGCCUUUCCGAUUAGGAAGGAUCACUUAAGUGGAGUUGUUAUACUGAUUAUCAUGUUACAUAACCCUAUAACAUUUCGGGCUCGCUAGGAUGUCGGCUUUUGAAUGCACUUCAUUUUGACCUCCUGCAUAAACCACAACUACUUGACCUCGUCGCUGUGCGUUCCCCGGUCCCAACUAUAAAAACCCCCUAUUACCACGGGUCCCGUAUUAGAGGUAACUGGGGCUUAUUUACUACACGUAGGGCUACAUAACCACAUGCGACCAGAUGCUUUGAUGAAGAAAAACGAUAGUUCGUUUUUGUUAAAGAAUACUUUCUUAACUAACCACCAGGUCAAUAUGAACUUCCAUAUCGAACCUGUGUAUUGUUUUGCAGGGGUUCCACGACGAACAGUAUAGGAAGCGCCGGAACGAGUUUGCUGAGAUCGCAUAUAAAUAUAAACAGUAAGUCUCUGUGAUGCUUUGGCGAAAUGUAUCAGCCAUCAGGCCUUUAAAUAGGAUGACAUAUUGUUUGAUUAUUUGCUCGUUUAGAUAACUAGCCUGCCAAAAUCUGAUGAAAGUUUUGUGAGACCUUGCCCUAGGCCUCACAUUUAACCUAUUUCAUUUAGUUCUCUAGAAUAAUUUGAUAUGAACAUUUUCGGGGGAUGAAUAAUAUAUCACGGCUGACUUCUACGGAUUCUUAAUGAAGUGCCUUCGAAUAGCCUUUAGCGCAUAUAUUUAUUUGCCAUAUUUGGUGAUUUUCCUGAUGAAAUAAAGCGUGAUGCUUCAUUACUCCCAAGCAAACCCAGUGACAAAUCCGCACUUUUCAAAUCGAGAAUGAUCGGAGAAUUAGCACAAGAAAGGGCUAUAGAUAUUUCAUAUUGGGUAUUUAGAAUUGUAAGGUCAUUUGUACGGACAGUUCGUUCAACCUUCCUUUCCGACGAAGUCCAUCCUGUGUUCCACGCAAGAUAUGCGCAAGGACGGUGACAUACGCGGUGAUUUGGGGACAGCAGACUUGCGUUGCAUCCACCACACCCUAUCCUCCUCACUCACCUGAGUUCGAUGUCAAGACAGGGUCAAGAAAAUCGAGGGCGGGAUUGUUAGCAGGUAACUGGCACGACACGAACCCGCGCCUAGGCGUGUCACCACACACCUAGUCAGCAUGUGAAAGUGAUCAGUGUUAUAUCCAACAAGAAAAUGGGGAGCGGCUCAGAUCCAAACUGAGUGGGAGUGCCACAAAGGCCCCAUUAAGAAGGAGCCAUCGCAGUCAGACUUUUCGUCUUCAGGAGAUGACCGAACCAUCCCUUCAGUCAGUAGCCUUCCAGGCUGCGUCUUUUAGCGCACGGUGAUAGAUUUAAGCGCGGGGAAUAUGUGCUGAGAGAGCCGACCUCUCUCCCUCUCUCUCUUUCCUCGCCCAGACAUCAGUCCAUUGUUCAAGCCAGUAAGUCAACUGAUGCGGGAGUUGGGCGUGCUGGCUGGCAGAGCCAAAAACGACCCAUCUACGCAUACCAGAAGGCACACUAAGACUUCACCCAAAGGGGCUGGGUGGCCCGGAUCUCGCAUGUGUUAGAAAGCCACGGAGGUCACAUAAAAAGGAGGUCAUUGUAGCCUGACUCACAGUCCACCGGUCGGCCACUCUAAGCACACACUGGGCUGUACGGAGCAUUGAAGGGAAUUUCACCCCUCACAGGAGGAGGCCGUUCUGGGGAGAGAAUUCAUGGUAGGGGAGCUUACCGAUCGUUCUUAUGGAACUCACUCGUCCCGUUGUGCCUUACGGGCUCUCUCUCGAGCCCAACCAACAGCCGCACAGCGAUGCAUGAUAUAGGCGAUAUGUUAUUACUAGCAAAGACAGGGGAGACUGGAAUGGCCAUUUCUGGCUUAUUGGCCGUCGUCAGCUAGUAAUGCCCAACCCUAUGUGUGAAAUACCAUGGGCUCGGACUCACGACCUGUUAGUUAGAAGUCCAACGCCUCUAACCACUGGGCCACGGGCCCGUUGUUGUGUCGAUUUCGAUCAGGAAUAUACAAUGGUAGAGGGCACUCGCCGGUGCCCAUAUCAUGCGUCGCUGUGCGGCUGCUGGUUGGGCUCGAGAGAGAGCCCGUAAGGCACAACGGAACGAGUGAGUUCUGUAAGGACGAUCGGUGAGCGCCCCCUACCACUGUAUAUUCCCGACCGAAACUGACAGGACAACGGGCCCGUGGCAGAGUUGUUUGAAGCGUUGGACUUCUAACUUACAGGUCGUGAGUUCGAGCCCCAGGUGUUCCUCAAUUCGGGGUUGGGCGAUUGGCUGACGACGGCUAAUAAGCCAGAAAUGGCCAUUCCAGUCUCCCCUGUCUUUGUCGACAAUAGCAUACUGCCUAAGACAAUUUAUGUUGAAUUAGAUCUACACUCAGCAGUCCUAGGUAAAAUCUAGACUUAUACUAUAGUCAGAAACCCAUUUAUUCUUUCAAAUCGCUUCCAACAUAUGCACAAGACGUCAAGUUAUUGUUUAACUUGCAUUUUAGUGGAGAUCUUAUUCCCAGGAUCGAAUAUACAGCAACGGAGAAGAAAACUUGGUAGGUUAACAAGGCCAAUUGUUGUUUGUUUUAACACAGCGCAUUGUAUAAUAAACGCGGUAGAUGUAAACGCACUCCACUUAAGAGGCUUACUGGUGAACAUAGGAAGUGUUAACAUCGUUUUUCGAUCAGGCGGCAACCACUGGGAUGAAUGCUGCCGAAGUUGACGGGGAGUGGGCUUGUACAGAGAUGCGAAAGUGAUUUGCCCGAGGGGAGUGAUAAUGGAAGGUGCGCAAUAAAGCAAGGAAGACCGAGAGCAAGGUCAUUUGCGGAGGCAAGACCUGACACUGAACAGGGGCCUUAAGAGUGUUCGGCCUUAAUAACAGCGUAUUCAUGACCACUCAAAUGUGGUCACUGCAAAAGCCAUAAUGACUGGCCUGAAUGAGCGCAUAGUAUGUGAACUGCGGUGCGAUGGCCAGCCAUGCUUUGGGAUUUGUCAAAGCGAGUCAAAAAAAACUAACCGCAGAAUCUAACUUACGAAUGCAAAUAAAUGAAAUGAGGUGGGCUGCAAGUCUAAUUCUGAUUCACAUGUUUUACUUCAGAAUUUCUGCCACACCUUAGAGUUUAGCUCUAAUAGAAAAUAAAUCUGUGUAUAUAAUAUUGGCCCAGAAAUAGAUCUCAUAUCGAAUCAUGCUAAAUCAGCAAGAAGCAAGUAAGCGCCGCACUUCAAACUAAAUUUGAUUUCUAUCAGUUACCUUCAAUAUAUGUUAAAUAGAAACCGAAACGAUAAAUGAACCACAGCGAUGGGAGAGGUACCAGGUGGGAGGCCAUGAUGACCAUUUCUGAUUUAUAAGCCCUAUUCAAUCAGACAUACCCUACCUUAGGUCUGGAAAACCCGGGACUCGAACCUGGGUCUUUUGGUCGUUGAGCGUUAAAUAGGCCAUGGAGUCACGAGCCCGUAGUCAUGCCGGCUGUGAUCGGGAAUACUAACCUUGGUAGAAAGACACUUAUCCGUCUGGUUACAGGACGUGCUCAUCCCGUUGUGUUUUAGGACUCAAUUUAGAGCCUUCGCAGGCAGUCACAUGGCGAGUAAGCAUACAGAGAUGGGAGUACCGGUCUCCCUUGUUUUCGUCGAUACCCCAUCCGGCAUAUAUAACUGUCUGCGACGUCUAUAGAUUGAGACCCAAGACGCUACAAGACUAGCACGUCCUGUAAGUUGAUUGGUGAGCGAUCCUCUACCAUAAAUAAAUCCAAUAAUUUGUUGAUAUUGGGUGAACCCACGUCUAUGCCGUAGUAUAGCUUUAACCGGUCGAUAAUGCAUGCAGUCUUUUCAUACUGUAUCCCAUCCAAGGCGUUCACGAGAACGCGCCUGAUUUGGCAAGGCGUGUGUACUUCCGUAAUUAUGGGUGCUUUUCAUUAAAUGCAAUUUCAAACACGCUGUAUGUGAUUAAGGUCUAAAAAUCCAGUUAAGCUGAGCAGGCACCCAAUAAUGUGUAGACUUUAUAAUUUUAAACAGUGCAACGUCGAUGAGCCGAUCCAUUAUCCUCAUGGAAAAUCUAUCCAGUCAUGAGUAAGAUCAUUGAGAGAACAUCCAGUCAUAAUGCCUCCAUGUACCGCUAACCAUGGGUAUUUGCAUCGGUGAGAACCAGCCUGCCGUCUUCUGGGCCCCACUGAUCUACUCACACAUGGAUGGGAUUUAUGUCUCAUUCCACGGUCGAGGUACUCAUUCCGUCGCGAAACUGUCUGCCACUCUACCGUCCAAGCUAAACUCCUCCGUCAAUCUUUUUCAUUCAAAAUCACGACUCAUCCGUUCAGAUGACUUUGCUCAGCUGAGGAGAACGCUAAGCGCACAAUCGCACUGGCCAUUUCCAACAGGUUUCCCGUUGUGCCCACCCAAGUACGGUUUACCUGCCUCAAACCCGUAUUUUCUAAAAACCUUUGACAUAGUGCGGACAGAUUUUUGAAAUUCAAAAGAGCCUGCACGUCGAUUGUAGCGGGUAAAUUUCAGCAGCCUCAUUUGAUCUGGCAACGUUGUUUAUCGCCGAUAAUCUUCCGUUGUUUCGUAGGGUUGCAGCCAUUGUAUUACGGUGCUUCUGAGUUCAGUCAAGCAUUUGUGUAUCCAUUGUCUGACUUGUUGGUCACAUGUUACUCCUCUGCCGUGGGGAAUGAGAGUAUCAAGCCCCUGGCGUGCCAGGCCCUACAGUAAACCCGAAUGGCCAGCACAAAUGGACGUACCCGCUUGCCCCCAUAUGAUGGGUACAUCUGCAUUUCAAGAGUACACUUAGUGAGACAGACAGACAACUAAUGAGGAAAAUUUUAUAUUUAUCGAUGUAUUACUCAAGAGCGCUUGGAAUGACAGCAGUCGAACGCCUCGGAAGCCUGAUAACUAGCGGUGCGUAGAUAGAAGCCAGUAAAUCUACUGGUUCCCAUCUUCCCAUGAAGGUUGCUCUUCGGCGGUUUUCUCGAAAACCUGAAAGGGCUGCGGUAAACAGCAACUUGCUUUAGUAUCCACAAACUAUCACACCACUCACUUACUCGAACGGAAUCACGAAUGCCAUCAUAGGUUGGAUGUUAUCGGUAGUCAAAUUGGUAACUUGGACUUUGUCGACUGUUCUAUGUCAUGUACCGGGGAGUCAAGGCCCCAAAAGGUGUCCAAAGAACCGAUAAGUUUCUGUCUAUAGUCACAACCAGCAGUGUUCUACCAGAAUUCCUCAUUUCUUAACGCUUGUCAAACUGACUACCUAGUAUGUGAAUACAACCUCUUCGCAACUAAACUCUGAAUGAACGCCAAGUAAUAAAGGUGCUAUUUUGAAUCUAUGGAUUUUCAAGUUGCUAAGGUCAGUUAGGUUACAAUAAAACCGCAGUGCUGGCGGUAAUUAAGACACCCUAGAUGCACAGCAUUAUGAUUGUUUAAUGUCCUUAUCCCUUAAUCAACGCAUCUCAGAGUUGCCGGUUUAAUACCUUGAACAAAAGCCUAAAGCUUUUUUGUAUGACCACCUCUGCCUAGCAUAAUUUUUUCGCCACUGUGUAAACUGCUCAAACAUUUUGACCCUGAUAGCGUCAUAGGGCCCCUUUACCUGACAUAAAGGAAACCUGACUUUCAUUUCUGCUUGUGGUUUUUGGAAAAUUACCGAUAAGAAGUGGUAAACACUGCCUGAAGCUUAUAUUUUAAAAUCCUGGGGCGAUUGUUUAUCUUUUUGUAGGAGCGUUAUCUAUCGUGAAUUGACGAAGCUAUACGAAAGAUAUGCCUGUAGAGAAUUCUUAGAAAAUCUUCCUCUGCUACAGAAGUACGCUGGAUACAGGUAGGUUCCUUUUCUUUCACGUCAACCGACGCAGGGAGGAUGAGUUGCCGCAGCUGGAGGAUGUUUCAAAAUUUCUCAAGUGUAGGUUUCUAUUCCUAUUUCCUUGAGGUGCUACAUUAACUCUAUACACAUAAGACCUAUCUUGUUAGGUUACCAAGUAGUCUAUAUGUACGUGGUGACGGGGCGAGCCAAAGUAACAAUGUCUUGUUGUACCGGUAGGCUGUUUUCUGAAGCGAAAGUCUGCAGCUAAGGGUUUAAAUGCUGCUGCACCAGGGACUCUAUCUCGAAACUGUCAGACAACACGGAGCUUGCACAACCACAUCCUACAAUUCCUUCCGUCGGUUCUUAAGUCCGAUACUGUCUGCAAUCAUGUGGGAUGAGUUGUUUAAAGUGACGCCUAUGUUACCAAAGCUGUGGAUCGUCCGCGUUCUCCUACGUCACAUCUUUCAGAUAUAGUUCAAACUAUUCCAGAAAGAGAAGGCGAAGAAUCAAAUGACGGUGACCAGGGCCAUCAUGGCCAUUUGUUUUUUUUCGAAGUUCAAAAAACAUACGAUAUAGGAUGUUAGCUCCAAAUCAAAUGAUCAAAUCAGUUUUCGUCUACCGAGAGGUUGUUUCUCCAGUGAAAAGUCUGAUUUAUCUGCAAAAGGAAGAUGAUCUUUCAUCCGAAAGUUUUAGGGUAUUGCUGUGGUAUUCGAUCCGUUCCUUUAGAGAUAUGACUAUCCGUCAUACCUGAUACGUUUCCUUAAAUAUAGGGAGGUCCGGUUUCACUGUCCGACCAGUGGCGGGUUACAUCUCUGCUCGAGAUUUUCUCUCUGGUCUGGCGUUCCGUGUGUUCUUCUGCACUCAGUACAUACGCCAUCCCUCGGACCCCUUUUACACACCAGAACCGUAA